AAGCCCCUAGUGAGAGUGAUUUGAGGGGACCCAUUUUGUCUCAAAUGGUGGAUGAUGUGAAGAAGGAUUUAGAUGAACAACGCCAGAUAUGGAGCACUAAAGGUUGCACCAUCAUGACUGAUGGUUGGACGGAUAGGAGAAAUAGAACUCUCCUUAAUUUUCUUGUUUCUUCCGCAGGGGGCACCGUUUUCAUCAAGUCCAUUGAUGCCUCCGCCCAUUGCAAGAAUGCCACCUACCUAUGUGAGCAAAUAGAGGAGGUGAUUGAAGAUGUGGGUGAAGAGAACGUGGUACAGGUGGUGACCGACAAUGCAGCAAAUUAUGUUGUUGCGGGUAAACUUUUGAUUACAAACUAAUUUUGUUUGCAAAUUAAUUACUAUCUUGUAGUUUGUACCUCCAUUAAUUACAAUUUACAAUGCAACAAAUUAUG
Molecule: messenger RNA, 427 nt
Organism: Cryptomeria japonica (Japanese cedar)
Lineage: Eukaryota; Viridiplantae; Streptophyta; Pinopsida; Cupressales; Cupressaceae
Exons: 2
Coding region: 45-353 (102 amino acids)
Source: RefSeq, a predicted model, not a curated record